Messenger RNA from Rotaria sp. Silwood1, 1788 nucleotides. Lineage: Eukaryota; Metazoa; Rotifera; Eurotatoria; Philodinida; Philodinidae. The record is from the annotation of a GenBank genome assembly.
AUGCUUCUUAGUUUAUAUUUUGUCAAUACUCUUAUACCAUUUUCAAAUGAAGAAUUACUUAUUAUAAAUAAAGGUUUGAAAUAUAUUCCACCAUGCCAAAGUCAUUUUUAUUUUAGUCAACCCGUUGAAAAAAUUAUUGAACGAGAAUAUAAUCGUCUUCACGGUGAAAAUGUUAAAAAUCUUACCGAUUACACGUUUUCAACAAAGGAUUCACGUGCUAUUGAAUAUUUCACUGAAAUAAAAAAUUUACUUGAACAAUUAUAUACGAAACCAUUACCAACAAAACUUAAACGACAUGCACAAUAUAUCUACAAGAUGAUAAAGUCAAUGCAACGAAAAUUACGACAAGCAAAUAUUGCUGUUGGGCAAACUGAUAAAAGUAAAUUAUUCUUUUUUAUUGAUGCACAGGAAUAUGAAGAAAAAAUUCGAAAUUAUAUGAACAAAACAAAUGCUUAUAAUGAAAUUACCAGUGGAAUUUGUCCAUUAGCAAAUGAUUUACAUUUAGUAAUAUUACUACUUGAUCAUUUACUCCAACGGAAUCAAAUUACGAAAGAACAAUACAAACAAAUGUAUCCAAAUUUAAAAACAUUAGAAUUAGCUCAUAUUUACUUCAAUCUUAAAGUACAUAAGCCUGAAAUGUCAGUUCGACCUAUAGUUGCUUCAAUCAAUGCACCAGCUAGAAAAAUAUCAGCUUUUCUUGAUGAACUUCUUACCCCAAUUUACAAUUAUGUUGCCAAAGAUGUCACGUUCAUCAAUGGUGUAGAUGUGAUUCGAAAAUUAAAAGAAUAUCAAGAACAUGGUUAUCUCACUACAACAACAUUGUUUGUUAUAUUUGAUGUGACUGAUUUAUAUACAAUGAUACCACGUGAUGGUGCUAUUGCGGCUUUAACUCGAUUUUGUAAAAAAUAUUCAGUUAAUGGAAAAAUUGGAAAUUUGAAAAUGGAUACUAUUAUUCAAUUAGCAUGUGUUGUUUUAGAUACAAAUUCAUUUGCUUAUAAAGAUAAAUAUUAUCGACAAAUUAAAGGUGGGGCUAUGGGUUCACCAUUUACUAUGGUUUUAGCAAAUAUUUAUAUGUUAGAAUGGGAACAAAAAUUAAUUCAACAUCAACAACGACAUCAUGAAAUAUAUGGAAGAUAUAUUGAUGAUGUCUUUAUGACAACUAAUUUAUCAAAAGAAGAAAUUUUAAAAGAAAUUGAUAAAACAACUGUUACCGAUUCAAAUAUUAAAAUUACUACUUCGGUUAAUCAAUCAUUAGAAUAUCUUGAUGUUACAAUUGAAAAUGAUAAUGGUCAUUUAAGAACAUCUAUUUAUCAUAAAUCUGCUAGUGAACCCUAUAUUCUACCUUAUGAAUCUGAUCAUCCAAGACAUCUUCAUAUCAACAUAAUUCAUACUGGAUUAGUUCGAGCAGCACGUCUUUGUUCAACUGUUGAAGAUUUCGAUAUGGAACGAUUAAAAACAAGAAGAGAAAUGGAAACGAAAAUACAACGUGCAGAUAAUUUAAUUUCAAAGAAGAAAAAAUAUGAACAUAAAGAUGAAAUUUAUCUUCAUUAUACAUUUGAAAAUGGACCAUUAUUGAAUUUCAAAAAAGAAUAUCGUCAAAUAUGGGAAAAAUACUAUGUUUAUCCAGGAUCACGUUUGAAAAAUACACGUCUCAUUCUUGGGACAAUAUUAAAUCGAACAUUACAAAGUCUUUUGAUUCACAAAAAGCCUAAACGAGACAUGCUGAGGAAAAUGGAAGCAACUACAGAAGCAGCUCGUAGAACAAUAAAUGAAAGACUUAUUCAUUGA